GAAUACGUUAAAAUACUGCAAGAAAUGAUUCUUGAUGAUGACUUUACGGUCAUAAGAUUUUUCAGGAGAAUGGAUUGUGCAUUUUCUCAAAAGGACCAGGCAAAAGAAUGUUUACGAGAGGCAUUAAAAAUCCUUGCCUCAAAGAAUGAUGAGUACUCGCGAAAGGCUAAAAACCUUCUAGGUCGCUUUGAUAGUUGCACGAACUCCUAUUCUGUAGAGCAAUUCUGGAACGGCCUCAAAAUACGUGAAGAACAAGACAAAUCGCGCACUGAUCAACUUCUUUUAGAAGAAAAAAAGGAACAACAUCUUUGUCUCAUUGACUCUAAUGUGAUUACCGAGCAUAACCAAUCAAGCAAUAGAUUAAC
Molecule: messenger RNA, 365 nt
Organism: Funneliformis mosseae
Lineage: Eukaryota; Fungi; Glomeromycota; Glomeromycetes; Glomerales; Glomeraceae
Source: the annotation of a GenBank genome assembly